UAAACACAAGACACGUCGUCUGAACCAGACGGAUCUACCGGCCCUUAGAGGAAAUCGCUUCAUAACGCAGAAUUGCAACACACUAUGGGAGGACUAUACAGCAUCUUGACAGGUCUAUUUGGGACCCGAGAACGCCGCAUCCUCAUCCUUGGCUUGGAUGGAGCUGGAAAGACAACCAUCUUGUAUAGGCUACAAGUUGGUGAAGUGGUCACUACAAUACCAACUAUUGGAUUUAAUGUUGAAACAGUCACUUACAAGAAUUUGAAAUUUCAAGUUUGGGAUCUGGGAGGCCAAACAAGCAUAAGACCUUACUGGCGCUGUUACUACUCGAACACUGAUGCCAUCAUCUAUGUGGUGGACAGUAUGGAUCGUGACCGUAUCGGGAUCUCAAAACAGGAACUUGUAUCUAUGUUGGAGGAAGAUGAGUUGAAGAAGGCAGCGCUGGUGGUUUUUGCCAACAAGCAGGACAUAGAAGGAGCUAUGUCAGUGUCAGAGGUGGCUAAUGCACUAGGUCUCAGUAACUUGAAGAAUAGAAAGUAUCAGAUAUUUAAAACAUCUGCAAUCCAAGGAGACGGUCUGGAUGAAGCCAUGAUAUGGUUGUCAGAUACAGUUACAAACCAGAAGUAGCAAUGGACAUUGUCAUGACAUUGAAUAAAUGUGUUGAGUGAAGAGGAACGCUAGUAUGGAUCAAGGGAUGCAACUGUGUCAUGUUCACCAUCAUUAUGAUCCUGAUUCUGAGUUGUCAGAUCGGAUAUCAGAAUCCUGUCAUUAAGUUAUAAGGAAUAUGACUGUUGUAGCUUAGGUCAAGCUGUGGGUAAUGGACUCCUACCUGGUUUGAGUAUGGGGUAUGACAAGAUGCUCCCUACUUUAUUUUUAAACAAACAACAGUCAGAACUCGAUGAUGAGGCUGGGCCCAAGAUACUGUAGGAUUAAAUUUUGUUACAUUUUCUCAGAACAAAUUCAGAUGAGAAGUUUCUGCGGAUCCGCAGAAUUCAGCAGAUUUGAUCGUGCUGGGGUCAUCGUGCUGCAGCCCUCAAGACCCUCCAGUUCAUUAUCCUCUUUUUGUCGCUCAUACCCAUUCUGAUACAAUGUACCUGAAUACAACAUCACAUGCUCUUUGACCAUUAGAAAGCUAUAUAUCAGACAAAACAAACAACUUACGGAGGGCUCGAUUUUGUGCUUUGUUAAUUGCACUGGUGCGACCCAAUAUUACAAAGUGCAACCUCGUUAUUAGUCUAACUUGCACCAGGUUCAAGUUAAGUUUUGAGUGGGUAAACUUCUGAAUAAAACAUCUAAAUAAUUGCAUCUACACAUUGCAAUAAAAGCAGUGUAACUGGAAUUGGCUGGUGCAACUAAGUCUUUAGCAGAGGUUGCAGCUGGUGCAAGUAGGUUAACAUCUCUUAAAUCAAGCCUGUUAUGCCAUGCUAGUCUGUAAAUAUUGAUUAUUGCCGAUGUGAUGCUAUUAUAUUAACUCACUGUUUCUGUCAACAUUAGAGGAUUUGAGGUGCACAUGUUCAGAAAGUAUGUCAUAACAUACAGGCUUUGAGAUAUGAAAACAAUUGUAUGAAGACAGAGUUAGGAAGAGGAAAUGUAUGUAUACUAUUUGCUAUGGUUAAAUUGGUUUUGUCAUGUUCAAUUGUGCACAAUAAGUGUAAAGGACCACAUAACUAAAAAACUGAUUUUCUUGAGCUUUGGUUGACCAAGCUGGGUAUGUAUGUAGUUUUUAUCUUUACCCCCAUGCAUGUUAAAAGAAUCUUUAGGGGCGGUGGGGUAGCCUAAUGGUUAAAGCGUCGGCUCGUCACGCUGAUGACCCGGGUUCAAAUCCCCACAUGGGCAAAAUGUGUGCAGCCCAUUUAUGGUGUCCCCGUCGUGAUAUUGCUGGAAUAUUGCUAAAAGCGGCGUAAAACCCAACUCACACACUCACUAAAAGAAUCUUUGUUGUAUCUAGAAUUUGUUGUACAGAUAAUUUAUUAUUUCUUAGUAAUGGGUAUUGUCUGUGAGGUAAACUCCCCAUUUAGAAUUUGAAUGUUUUUCUCCUACACAUAAGAAGGCAUAUAUUCCAGAGGUAAACCUAUAAUUAAAGUUUAGACUCGAUUAGAAGUUUGAGACUGGAAAAAUAGCAUUGGACGUUGACACUGUUUGGGAUGCUGACCAUACCAAUACCUGACGCCAACAAUUACAUUAGGUUGUAUGUGGUAAAUUUUCAAAUAAAAUGCUUAUUUAAUGAAGUUCUUAUUGUGUUAUAAUAUUUUGAUUAGAGUCAUAGCCCAGCAUGUAUAUAUGAAUACGAUCUUUAUUUCACUGGGGUAUUGUUUAAGUCAAAGCGAGGCCAUGGAGCUGUGUGGUGAAAAUCUUCCCUUUGUGGGUACAAUAUGAGACGAGCUGAUUUCAAUUUUCAUGCAAGUGUUGCUGACUCAGUGUUGUGUUGUGAGCACAUGUAUUAAUUUAUUAUAGUGCUUCAGAAAGUUUUUACAUAAUUUGAUCAGUUUUAAUUCCAAUUCAUCCUUGAAUAUCUGUCAUAAAUGUUCAUAUGUCAUCAAACUCAUGUUAUGUUGAAUUCUAAGUGGUUGAUGCUACUGUGAUCUGAAAGUAAAUGAGAUUCAUUUUGAAAUGUUCAUUUCAUAUUUGGAUAGUUAUUAUGUGUCGAAUUAUCCUGCUUCAAUAACUGAUGGUGAUUUGGAGAUUUUAUGUGUCCUUUCGGACAUAAUGCACAUUUCAUACAUAGGCUAAAGUAACUGAGAGAUUCUGUGAAGAUAAGGCAAGGCUAUUUGUAGAUCUUGUGAAUGAAAAUAUUUCACAGAAAAUAGCCAAUUCAGCCAGUGUGAGUCUAUAACAGCUGUCAAAUCUUCAUUUCUUUAUUUCCUGAAAAUGAACAGAUUUUAGGUUUCCUUGUGUUUUAUUUCAACAAUGUAAUAUACCAACUUAUAUUUGUUUCAGGAUCUAUAUGGCCGCUUACAUUAUACGAUUUCUUCUACUGUAUUUUACUGUUACUUAUGCUUUAAGUAAGUUGUAAAUUUACCCUGACCAUGGUUAAUCAUAUUCGUUCUAAAGCAUUUUUGUUAAUGAUUGAAUACAAGUGAUUCCAAAUGCAUCAUAAGGAUAAUGAAAAACAGCUUGUCCAAGAAAUUGUAUUUUUUAUUAAGGCAGAAUUAUAUGCAUUAGCAGAGGAUCUCAAAAUCACUUUAUUUCAGUUAAAAUGUGAUGGACUGAACAAAUAAAUUGAUAGUGUUGUUUUGUAUAAUGUUCAUUUGUAAACUUGUUUUGAGUAGAUUAUCCUGGUUAUACAAUCCUGUUUGAGUUUGAAUGGUGGGUGUUGAGAUUUUUUUAGCAGUAUUCAGUAAUAUUAUUCAUGUGUUGUUUGAUUGGCUUAUUGAUCUGGGAUAAUAACUGGUUUAUCUAGAUUUUGGAUCAUCAUACUCAAAGCAUAAGUGUUUCCAUGUAUAGAAAUUGUGUAUAUUUCUUUCGAUAUGAUCCUCUAAGUCUGAUUUUCAAGAUGUGAUAUUAGCCCAAGUCCCAAAUGUCACUGUACCAAAUAUGGAUGGAAUCAGGAAGAGGUCGUGGGUCAUUUUUCAAUCUGUUUUAAUCGUGUUGUCAACAUGAGGGUUAUCUAUCAGCUAAGUCCUUCAAUCAGUAAGGUGUAAUGAUAUGACUUAAAGCAGUGUUUGAAAUUUUGGAUGAAAGUCUCCUUGUCAUACCUUGAGUCCUUGUCAAUACACAUUAGUGUGUGACGUGAAAGAGUUGGAAAGUUCAGGUUUAAUGGAAUUUGUCCCUAGCUCAUUUCAGACUACUGGUUUACAAAACAACUAAAUUUGGGAAGAAAUGAGUCAUUCUAUAGAUUCUCACCGUUCGUGGGACAGAAUCUGCAUGCAUGGAUUAAGACAUCCGUGAUCUGGAGCCUCACUAAAUUUCAAAACACUGUAAGGCAUCACAGCACUAGGGGUGAAACGGUAUACCGGGGUAUUAAUAGAACCGUGGUAUUUUGACUUAAGUUCGGUAUACUGUAAUACAAUCCAAAAAUCGAAUCAUUUUGUCAAAAUCUAUGCAUUACUUUGCUAGAAUGCCGUUAUUUUCUCAGAAGUAAGCUCUCUUAUACGGAUUUGAAGGCUUUGUACCACAAUAAGUACCGUAUCGCUUCAUCCCUACCGUAUUAAUGUUGUACUGAAAGUUACCAAACUGAUUAUAUCAGGAUGGAGGAGUGAUUGAUGGGAGAUUUAUGAUGUUGCAGCCCAGAUGUAAUUCCUGGUAUUUGUGCUGCAUGUCUGUCUGUCUGCCAUACACCGUACGUUACACACAAGUCAGAUAUAUGGUGUACUGUGUAUAUGAUCACUAUGGCCAGUCUGGCUGAUUUGUACAGAAAUGUUCUACAGUGGGAUUAAUAUAUGUAAAUAAAAUAAAUUCUUUCUUUGA
Haliotis rubra (blacklip abalone) is the source of this 4407-nucleotide messenger RNA. RefSeq names its product ADP-ribosylation factor-like protein 1. Lineage: Eukaryota; Metazoa; Mollusca; Gastropoda; Lepetellida; Haliotidae. Gene Ontology annotation, biological process: intracellular protein transport; vesicle-mediated transport. Gene Ontology annotation, cellular component: cytoplasm; Golgi apparatus. Gene Ontology annotation, molecular function: GTP binding; GTPase activity. The record is from RefSeq and is a predicted model, not a curated record.